Messenger RNA from Iphiclides podalirius (scarce swallowtail), 645 nucleotides. Lineage: Eukaryota; Metazoa; Arthropoda; Insecta; Lepidoptera; Papilionidae. The record is from the annotation of a GenBank genome assembly.
AUGCAAAGUCAGUUUGUAAAAGUCUUUAUGGGAAAGAAAGAUUUUGAUUGCAGUGAAAUCGAAAACGCUAAAAAAAACUUAAUAGCGAAAGUCAAUGAGAUUGUGAGGAAAUGUCCAAGAGCUUUAAUUAUAUUUGAUGAGAUUCAUGACAUGUGUCCUUCUGUUUUGGAUGCCAUAAAGCCCAUGCUUGAUCAUCACCAUGCUGUUGAUGGCAUUGAUUACAGGGAUUGCAUAUUUAUAUUUAUUUCUAAUAUUGGUGGACCGGAAAUAGCCUCAAAUCUUCUUCAAUUGUAUAGUCAAGGAAUAAAACGAAAUGAAGUAGAAUUUCACCAUUUUGAACCUAUAAUAAGACGAACAUCAUAUUAUACAGGUGGAUUUGAAAAAUCAUCAACCAUUGCCCAGCAUUUAAUCGACCAUUACAUACCAUUCUUACCUUUGGAGCAACAUCAUGUUGAGAUGUGUGCAUUGGCUGAAUUCCAUUCGCUUGGUGUAUAUCAUCCCACUGAUGUAAUGAUGGAGGAUGCUUUAUCAAUAAUCACAUAUGGACCGACUGAGGACAAACCCAUAUUUGCGAAUAAUGGAUGUAAACGUUUUACAAAACACAUUCCUUAUGUAAUACAAAAAUAUAGGCCUAAAAAUGAAUUG